CGAUGGCUCGGCAGGAUGCUUCCCCUCGCCCCUCCGGCACUAUGCCCAAUUACACUGCGUAUAUCUUGGAACUCUGCGAGGACUUCGAGAUCGAUUGAACAUAGAUAGACGAAGCUACGUGUCCCUCCCACCGUUCAUUGUCUGCGUUUUCGUCUCAUCGUACCGUUCUCCAGCAGUUUCAGCAACCUCUUGAUGAAGCCAGCCUUACUCUCUACUGCCUACGGCCAACGACUUUUGCCCAUGCGCGCUCCUGAAAUUGCGAUCUUGGUUGGACCUACCAAACCCAUUCCAUCCUGGCAGAUCGAAUCGCCGAAGUCUACUAGUCGCGGAAGCUUUGAAAACCGUCACACUUCAGCGUCGAUUUUAUCCACAAGGGGCCUACUUACUCACCCAAGCGUCGCGGGAAUUGCCCCUCUCGACUCGAGAUACUCACAUAGCCCUAGGCGCUGCUUCUGUGGCGAAUCCGACGCCCUUCGAUGCCCACAACCACUGCAAGAUACGAAGCCUGUAUCGCAAGAACAUUUUACAAAUUAUCAUUGACCGUUGGGACUCUGUCGAUGAGAUCCGAGAUUUCUAUCUGCCCUUUGCUCCGCCCAAGCUCCGCCUCUAAAUCGUUCGCCCGUUACCAAUGCGCUGUUCGCAUAUUUUUCCCAGUUCGGCGUUAAGAGGCAUACUACUGUCCCCAGGAUGCGCACUGCAGGGCCGCGCUGCCUGCUCGACUACGGGAGUCCGCCGUUCUCGCGACGGUUCACCUGUCCCCCGCCACAACAUCCGAAGCUGUACGGGUA
Schizophyllum commune H4-8 is the source of this 788-nucleotide messenger RNA. RefSeq lists its product as uncharacterized. The transcript has a single exon. The record is from RefSeq and is a predicted model, not a curated record. Bases 193 to 540 code for a protein of 115 amino acids. NCBI's taxonomy places the organism in Eukaryota, Fungi, Basidiomycota, Agaricomycetes, Agaricales, Schizophyllaceae.